UUUAACAUUUUUUUUGGCGGACGUUGCCCGUCUUUGUCCGUGCGUCUUUAGUGUAUUUUGCGUGUUUUCGCAUUUAUUUUGUGAGAGAUGAGAAUAUAUUAAAUUGAAAAGGAAUUUCUAAAGAGUAAAAUGGCAAAAGAAGGAGACAUGUCUCUGUUCAAUGAUGUUUUAGAACCUUUCAGGAGGGUUAUAAAUACCGAUCCUCCUAAGGACAAGUUGUCGGCGUCUACAAGAUUAAACUUUUCUGAUAGUAAUCAAUCCUUGAAAGAAGGUCUAUCGAACAUGUUGUCGUUUGGCAAAAGAAAGUCCAGCAUUGGAGCUGUAGAUGGAGCGACUCCAGAAAAACGGUUGCGCAGUGAAUCUACGUCUAAUUCGGUGUCUACUGCUCCUUCUCCUUGGGAAGCAAAACGGAUGAAGAUAGAUUUGAUAGCUGCUAAAGCACAGAUUACAAAACUAGAAGCUAGGGUGGCACAUCAGCACACCAUACGUAAGGAAAUGCAAAUCUUAUUUGAAGAAGAGAAAGCUUCUUUAGAGGAACAACACAAGCGGGAUGAGCGAGCACUUUCAGACAUGGAAGACAGACUACAGGUUAUACGUAGGCGGGAACAGGAACUUAAAGAUGAACUGGUUCAGGUGCAGAAAGAUUACCAGGAAAGCAAAGAAAAUUGGGACAAAGAGAAGGCAGAGUUGCAAAAGCAAAUAGCUGACUUGAAAGACCAGUUGUUAGAGGCAGAAGUUCAAAGUAAAGGACAGGCAUCUGAAAUGAAGAAAGAUAUGAAUGAAUUGCAACAGGCAAUAGAAAGUUACCAGUCAGAAGUGGAAAUCCUAAAGAAGGAGGUAGCCAAGCAGACGACCAGAGCUGAACAGUGCACAUCACUACGGACACAACUUGAAAAGCAGACCUUUGAACUGCAGCAGGUCACGAGCAAGCUGAAGGAGUUGGAGUAUGAAAGAGAUUCUUAUAAAGACUGGCAGCAACAGGCAAAGACAGCCCAAAAGCGGUUGUCCAAUAUGGCUGAACUAGAAAAGGAAGUGAUCAGACUACGUGCCAACGAGAGAGGUUUGCGUGAUGCAGUGUGCAACAAGUUGCUGCUGGAGGAACAGGUCCAUGUGCUCACCAACAGGGUGGAGGCUUUGCAGCCUGUGCAACAAGAACUGCAUAAGGCCAAGGUGAAAAUAGCAGCCUUAGAGGCGUCCUUAGAAGAAUGGAAGUCUGCCGCGCGGGGACACGGAGUGGAGAACGCGAGAGCGCUGUCAGCUGCUCUCGACACCGCUCUCACUGGACAGCUCAGCUCUACCGAGGACGGCUGUCAGGCGCAGUCCCAGCUCGUGAGAACCAAUGAGGAAUUAGCUACGAUGAAGUUCGAGCGAGACAGGGCCACAUCGAAGCUAGAAGAUCUGAUGACUGUGAAGAAGAACCAGGAGACACAUAUACACAGGUUGCAGAAGAGGCUACUGCUUGUUACCAGGGAAAGAGAUAGUUAUAGACAACAGCUAGACUGCUACGAGAAAGAGUUGACGGUGACGAUGUCCGGGGAAGCCGGAACCGAUAGAGCUGCGUUGUUGUCGGCGCGAGUGGCGCAGCUGGAGAAGUCGCUGCAGUCCUACCGCGACCUGAUGGCCUCGCACGACGCGCAGGGUCAUGCCAAGACGGUGGAGAGUCUUCGCUCGGAGGUGACGAAAUGGCGCGAAGAAGCGGAGUCGCUGCGCUGUGACGUCAGCAAGCUGCGCGCGCAGCGGGACUCCUUGCAAACGCAUUUUGAGAAGAUCGCUUCACACACACAAACCAAGGUGCUCCAUUUGACGGACAACCCUGCUGCGGCUGCACAAAAACAGUUCCAAUUAGACUUAGAAAAUGCACAAGAAGAGAUCAAAAGGCUGAAGGGGCUGCUGCGGUCGGGUGGGUCGCAGGCCGACGAGGACAUACAGCAAGUGAAGCAACAAUUAGAGAACAGUAGGAUCAAGCUCAAGAGAAUGAAAGAAGAGUUCACAUCAUCAGCACAAGAAUACAGAAACGUAGUAUACAUGCUAUUAGGUUAUAAAAUUGAUAGGACUGGCCACAAAAACUAUAGAAUAUCGAACAUGUACGCAGAAUCGUCAGAGGAGUACCUGUCGUUCACUCUCUGCGACGACGACAUCGAGAUGGUGCACACGGAGUACUCCGGCAGCCUCGGCGACCUGGUGCAGCUGCAUCUGCUGCAGCAGCGCUCUAUCCCCGUGUUCCUCAGCGCACUCACCAUGGAGCUCUUCAACAGGACCACUAUGCAGCAAGAGGUGCAGUAAUCGCUCUAUACGAGUUAUAUAAAGUAGGUUGUUCUUAUAUGCUAAUUUAAAUGGCAAGUUCUGUCCGCGGAGUGAGGGCGUUUUGGAUUUUUCCCCACCUGAUUGCGCUAGUGUGACUAGUUCUCAGUUACAUUCGAGGUUGUGAUACCGCUAAGCCCGGUAUCAGCUAAAAAAUAAAUCAUUUUUUUAAAGAUUCCGCUGUGAUUUUACAAAUUCGUCUAUGUGAUGUCAACCCUCUAUAGGAAUGCUUUGGUUGCCUAUGAAUUGCCAAGGCUGUGUCCCUUAGCCGCCUCAUACGACACUCACAAGAGGAUAAGCAGAACGGAACCACGCAUUGCGCUAGUGUGGUCCAAACAACUGUCAGAGCCACCCUGUCAUUUGAAUUUGACACCUCGCCGUAUGUGUCAACGACUAUAUUAUACAAUGAACGCACUAGACCGCUGAUAGUACUGAAAAACCGUGAUGCGUUGGUGCACGAAUUUUGACAGGCAGUGAACGUUUUGCCAGGCCCAUAACUAGUGAUGUAGUAAUGUAAACUUAGUGUAAAUCAAUUGUACUCUGAAUUUUCUAUUUAAUAAGCUAAAUGAUAAAUAACAUAAUUUGAACAAAUUUGUAUUUUUGUUUUAUGAAUUUAAUUUUUCUCAAAAUUUUGUUUCCAUGUAGCAAACAUUAUUGAAGUAAGUUUUGUUUUGACUUCUGGAAUGUGAAAUGUUUUAAUUAUUUCAGUGCGUAAAUUAAUCGUGUAACAUCUGCCUUGUUUACUAAAACAUCUAUAGUUUAUGGAAUAGGUCAAAAAAGUGCUCACAUCAAGUUGUAUGGAAUGAAUAGGAUAGGAGGGCACCUGGUGCGCGCGAUGUUAAGUCUCUUUAAAGGUCAAAGUCAAAGGCAAAAUAUUUUUUAAAAGUUGACUUAUAUCAAUUUGAAUAAUAUUGCGCACGAAGGAUUAUGCAAAAUAUUUUCAAUUCUAAGGUAGGAACUUGCUGAACGAAAAUUUAAAAAAUAUCCAGUCUAAAUAUAAAUUAAGAUAUCUAAGAUUGUUGCUAUAUGUAGCCAAUAUUUGAUCUUUAUAAGCAAAUUCUUAGUGGUACUACGUAAUUAUGCUUAUUAUGUACGAAAUUAGUUUAAUUUAUUUUACGUUAGAUCAUUUUGUUUCACAUAUGAACAAAUUUUGUGAUGCAUUACUAUUUAAUUGGAUCAGUCAAAAAUAAUUAUUCUGUCAAAUACAUAUAUGUGAAUGUGUAAAAAUUGUUUUGAAAAUUAAAUAUUUAUAGCUACAUAAUAAGAUGAAGAACGAAUAAAAUAGUAUAAAUAAAAGUGAAUUCGUUUUAUACUUUUCCUAAUAGAUAUAAAAUAAGGAGAGAUGUUUUUAAAACAUUCCAAAAAUAUAAAAAUGUUUCGUCAAUGCCUACAGUAAUGACCAGUAUUUUUUAUGUAAACAUGAAAACUAUAAAUAAGUAAGUAAUUCGAUAAUAGGGACAGACAUUUUUCCAUUUAAUUAUUUGUAUGUGAAUUUUGUAUCAUGAAUUCAAUGAUCCGCUGACUAAAAUUGUAAAAAGAAUAAAAUGCUAAAGUCUGC
Messenger RNA from Plodia interpunctella (Indianmeal moth), 3859 nucleotides. It is a transcript of the gene Mad1, whose product is annotated as Mitotic arrest-deficient 1. Lineage: Eukaryota; Metazoa; Arthropoda; Insecta; Lepidoptera; Pyralidae. The record is from RefSeq and is a predicted model, not a curated record. The transcript is spliced from 14 exons. The coding region runs from base 130 to 2283 and encodes 717 amino acids. Gene Ontology annotation, cellular component: nuclear envelope; mitotic spindle; kinetochore. Gene Ontology annotation, biological process: mitotic spindle assembly checkpoint signaling; attachment of mitotic spindle microtubules to kinetochore.